AUGAAAGGAAAGCUGAAUGGAUCUAUCUCUGAUCUGAAACUGCAAGUAUUUUCUUCUCAUGACGACAAUAUGAGUGCUAUGCUGUUGGCCUUGACAUCAAUAUACAUGCCACGACCUCCUUACUCGUCUACCAUAGUGUUUGAACUACACCAGUUGCAAAACAAAACGGGAGCUGUACGAGUCCUCCAUCUGAACUCUACGACACCAGAAAUAGAUGUGGGAUACCCCCAUGUUCUCAAUUUGAAGGGAUGUUCCGAGUUCUGUCCUUUGGACAAAUUCGCCAAAAUAACUCAGAAGUUUACACCAGACGAUUGGGAGGCGGAAUGUCAAGAACAAAGCCAAAAGAAACUGGAAACAAUGCCAGACGAUAGCAAUAUGAGAAUGGAAAAUACUACACUACUUUUAGUGCAAACACUUUUUCGACAUGGGGAUAGGGCUCCAAUUAAAAUAUAUCCCGGCUAUCAAAACAACAUUGCUUGCUGUCCCGAAGGCUUUGGAAAGUUAUCUUUGAUUGCUGUAAAUAGUUCAGCCUCAGACCGAUGCCUGAGAAGUGCAGAAGCCAACAUAGCUUCAUUCUACGCACCUGAAGGGAUUUGGAAGUUUGAGGGAGGUCUCGACUGGCAACCCAUUCCAGUUCAUUACCUCCCUUAUUCACAAGAUAAAGAAUCAUUCGAUGACAUGUCGCAGCACGCAGGAUUCAAUGUUUCCGAUGGCCUCUAUACUAUGGCUUUCUAUGAUGCUUUGCUGGCAGAUAAAUCUCUGGUAGAACAAACUGGUUCCAUGUUCUUUUCUAUUUCGACUUCUACUCCCUUGGAGGAUUACAUACUUCCUCUGAAGCUGGACAUAGAAAUAAAUAUAACUUAUUCAAAGAAAACCGUCUCUCAGAGAAUACAUAACCUCCCAUUCCCAAGUUGGGUGGAGCCUUACUGGACCCUUCUUCAAAAAAGUGUUGAUAUGAUUUCUCAUUGUUUUUACAACUCUCCUGAUCUCCUGAGACUGCGAGCAGGGCCAUUACUUCAGGCAAUAACAGAAAAUAUGAAAGGAAAGAUAAGUGGAUCUAUUACAGAUCUGAAACUGCAAGUAUUUUCCGCUCACGAGGACAACGUGGGCUCCAUGUUACUAGCCUUGACAUCUACGCUCAUGCCAAGACCACCUUACUCUGCUACCAUAGUGUUUGAACUGCACCAAUUGCAGGACAAAACAGGGGCUGUCCGAGUCCUCUAUCUGAAUUCAACGACACCAGAAAUAGAUGUGGGGAAACCCCAUGUUCUCAAUUUGAAGGGAUGUUCUGAUUUAUGUCCUCUGGAUAAAUUUGUCAAGAUAACUAUGAAGUUUAUUCCCGACGACUGGGAUGCUGAAUGCCAACAGCCAGCCAAGAAGAAGUCAGUGGUUGUCAGCAAUAGCACGAAAGCAGAACUCAAACAGCAGUUCCAAAUAUUCUAUCAUUAAUAUCUUUUGAAUUUGCCAUGCAUCCUUUGUUAUUUAAGAACUAGGAAAUAUUUCAUAUUAUUCAAACUGGUGCAAAAAUUAUGCAAUAGAAACCAUACUAUAUUUAAAAUUUAAAAGAAAAAUUAGUUUACCUAAUUAUUAGAAUAAUAAAAGUGAU
Molecule: messenger RNA, 1606 nt
Organism: Argiope bruennichi
Lineage: Eukaryota; Metazoa; Arthropoda; Arachnida; Araneae; Araneidae
Product: prostatic acid phosphatase-like
Exons: 10
Coding region: 1-1449 (482 amino acids)
Biological process (GO): dephosphorylation
Molecular function (GO): phosphatase activity
Source: RefSeq, a predicted model, not a curated record